CGGGCGGCGCGAGCAGGUGCAGGGCUCCCGGGACCCGCCGGCGCGCGAGGGUCCGUGGCCCUCGCCGUCGCAGCAAGUGGCCGCCGUCGCUGGGUCGCCGUCGGUCUGCGGGAGGCGGGUUAUGGCGGCGGCGGCGGUGGCGGCAGUGGAAGCCGUGAAUGAAUUCUCCGGGUGGACGAGGGAAGAAGAAAGGCUCCGGCGGCCCCAGCAGCCCGGCGCCUCCCAGGCCUCCGCCCCCCUGCCUGGCCUCCGCCCCUCCCGCCGCCGCCGGGCCGGCCGCUCCGCCCGAGUCUCCGCAUAAGCGGAACCUCUACUAUUUCUCCUAUCCGCUCUUCGUCGGCUUCGCGCUGCUGCGCCUGGUCGCCUUCCACCUGGGGCUCCUCUUCGUGUGGCUCUGCCAGCGCUUCUCCCGCGCCCUCAUGGCCGCCAAGAGGAGCUCCCGGGCCUCGCCGGCGCCCGCCUCGGCCUCGCCCCCGGAGCCUGUGCCGGGCGGCGAGGCCGAGCGCGUCCGCGCCUUCCACAAGCAGGCCUUCGAGUACAUCUCCAUUGCCCUGCGCAUCGAUGAGGACGACAAAGCAGGAAAAAAGGAUCAAGCUGUGGAGUGGUAUAAGAAAGGUAUUGAAGAACUAGAAAAAGGAAUUGCUGUCAUAGUUACAGGACAAGGUGAACAGUGUGAAAGAGCUAGACGCCUCCAAGCUAAAAUGAUGACAAAUUUGGUCAUGGCCAAGGACCGUUUACAGCUUCUAGAGAAGCUGCAACCAGGUGUGCAGUUUUCUAAAUCACAAACAGAUGUCUAUAACGAUAGUACUAACCUGACAUGCCGCAAUGGACAUCUCCAGUCAGAAAGUGGAGCUGUUCCAAAAAGAAAAGAUCCCUUAACACACACUAGUAAUUCAUUGCCUCGUUCAAAAACCGUUAUGAAGACUGGAUCCACAGGUCUUUCAGGCCACCACAGAGCACCGAGUUGCAGUGGUUUAUCCAUGGUUUCUGGAGCAAGACAGGGGCCUGGGUCUGCAGCUGCUACCCACAAGGGUCCUUCAAAAACAAAUAGAACAAAUAAACCUUCUACCCCUACAACUGCUGCUCGAAAGAAGAAAGACUUGAAGAAUUUUAGGAAUGUAGAUAGCAACCUUGCAAACCUUAUAAUGAAUGAGAUUGUGGACAAUGGAACAGCUGUUAAAUUUGAUGAUAUAGCUGGUCAAGAAUUGGCAAAACAAGCAUUACAAGAAAUUGUCAUUCUUCCUUCCUUGAGGCCUGAGCUGUUCACAGGGCUCAGAGCUCCUGCCAGAGGUUUGCUGCUCUUUGGUCCUCCUGGAAACGGGAAGACAAUGCUGGCUAAAGCAGUAGCUGCAGAAUCAAAUGCAACCUUCUUUAAUAUAAGUGCUGCAAGUUUAACUUCAAAAUAUGUGGGAGAAGGAGAGAAAUUGGUGAGAGCUCUUUUUGCUGUGGCUCGAGAACUUCAGCCUUCUAUAAUUUUCAUAGAUGAAGUUGAUAGCCUUUUGUGUGAAAGAAGAGAAGGGGAGCAUGAUGCUAGUAGACGUCUAAAAACAGAAUUUCUAAUAGAAUUUGAUGGUGUACAGUCUGCUGGAGAUGACAGGGUGCUUGUGAUGGGUGCAACUAACAGGCCACAGGAGCUUGAUGAAGCAGUUCUCAGGCGUUUCAUCAAACGUGUAUAUGUGUCUUUACCAAAUGAGGAGACAAGACUGCUUUUGCUUAAAAAUCUGUUAUGUAAGCAAGGAAGCCCAUUGAGCCAAAAAGAAUUAGCACAACUUGCAAGAAUGACUGAUGGAUACUCAGGAAGUGAUCUGACAGCUUUGGCAAAGGAUGCAGCACUGGGUCCUAUCCGAGAAUUAAAGCCAGAACAGGUGAAGAAUAUGUCUGCAAGUGAGAUGAGAAAUAUUCGAUUGUCUGACUUCACUGAAUCCUUGAAAAAGAUCAAACGAAGUGUGAGCCCUCAGACCUUGGAAGCAUACAUCCGUUGGAACAAGGACUUUGGGGAUACCACCGUGUAAGGAAACACCUUUGUAAGCUGCAGAAUAAACAUCAAGAAAGAAAUACAGGAUCUGUUAUACGAUGUCAACUCUUGAAACUUGGCCUAAGUUUACAGGACUUGAGUGUUAAAAUAUUUGUGCACCAAACUUGAAGAUGAACCAGAAACAAUUUAACUAAAACAUGCAAUGCAAGUUGAGUGGUUUGUUUUUUUAAGGCCUUCUUGCCUUGAUGGUCAUGGCUAUUCCAGUGGACACCAAUUUCGAGCACAACAAAAAUGGAUUCUGGUCUUCUCUUCCAGUAUAAUCAUAAUGUAAAUAAUAAUUGUAUAUUGUGUUGCAGAUGAAAGUAUUCCAGAAACAGUGAAUGGUAGAAGACACAAGAGCCUUUGCUUGUUUGUCUUCUUUUUUGUCUUAAAAAAUGGUAAUUUUUCCUGCUUUCUUUUCUUUUUUUCUGCUGUUGUCUUAAGUAUGGGUGAUUGGAAUGCCAACCACUCUUAAGUUUGUUUUCUUUCACAAAUACAGUGUGCCAAAAGGAACUUUUCCCUACAUACUAAGCCAGGGAAAGGUUAUUUCGAGGGUUUUCUUCAGUUAUCGACAGACCUUAAACAGCUGUUGUGAUCUUUUCAUUUUUUGUUUUGUUACCUUACUACCGGGCGGUUUAGAAAGCAGUAUAAUCAAGCCAGUCUGGUGAGAUGCAGAUGGUUGAGAGGUUUGAGUUCCUCUGUCAUGUAACAUGCACAUCAGUCCACAUGUGACCUUCAGUAUUAGUUUGCACUACGUACUUGUCAGAAAUCAGUUGUACACUGUUUCCUUCUUCACAGCGGAAUUUAUUUUUUGCUGGAAUUACUCUGAAUCUUCAGAACGUCAAUUCUAACUGCUGUAAAAGUGGUUCUAGUACAAGCAAAGGGAAAUUCUGGGAGUUAAGACACUUCUGAUCAAUUGAUUAUUACCUUUUUACUGUUUACAGAAUAAUUAUAAGCCAGUGGAACUACCAUCUUUCAUUCCUAAAAAUAGGAGUCGCUUCAAUGGAACUUUUACAAGUACUGAAUUUUUAUACAUUGCAUACAUUUUAUAGGUUUCUUGUGCUCACUUUGUUAACUAAAAAGUUCUAGUCAGUUGAUCUGCCUUUUGUUCCCCAGAAAUGUACAUUACUGUUUCUUGCUUGUAUAAAUGUCUGGAUUUUUAUUAUAAAAAUGUCAUUGUAGGGAGUAGAGACUUAUUUCAUGGCCUUUUAAAUAUUAUAAUAAAGGCAAAUGGAUAUUUGCCCUUAGUUUACUGGUUAAAAAGCUUGUUUACAGAAUUUUUCUUUGGUGCUCAAAUGAUGAUAUGUAAAAUGUCAUGGAUAGAAAGAAUAAUUUUGUAAUAUUAACAAAACUUUCAGAAAAAAAUGUCAUUGGUUUUGAGAAAAUAUAUUAAAAAAUAAAAACUGGAUCCUAUCGUAAAAGUUUUCUAAAAUGACAUUAUGGAUUCUUUUUAAUUUAUUCUUGGUCUUAUUAAAAAUUCAUUGAAUAUUAAAUGUAGGAUUCCUUAUACUGUUUGUAGUCAUAACUUAAAAUGUAUCUUUUAAUAAUGGAAUGUCCUCAAUAAUAAAAAUGAGAGCCGAGAUAAAUAGAACAAAGUUUUGAGCCAAAGCUAUGCAUAUUUUAGGCUUUGGUUCUAUAUUUAAAGUCACAAACAUUAAUACUUGUUAAAAUAGUGAUGCAGGAGUAGUGAUGAAGUACACAUGAUCAAAGUAAUUUGGGAACCAUGAAAUUAAUACUUUGUGGUAAAAUAGGUAAUGUUUUGUAACAGUUUUCUUUAGAAGGAAAUUAGCAUUCUUAGUGUUCUGAUACCAGGCCAACAAAUGCAAAGACUGUAUAUUUCCAACUCAACUUUUGUUUCCAACUCAACUUUUAAAAAUAUAAUAUGCUUUGAAAUUGUUUUUUCUCUUUGAAAUUUUUUAGGUAACAAAAAUUCUGGUGUUGAAUGAUAAGCAGGAAGUCAAUACUGUCAUAAACAUUUAGUAAAAAUUAUUGUCUGAAUAUCCAUUUAUGUAUAGCAGUUUCUUUGCUAAGUAAGGGAAGGGCUAAGCCUGCAGAACUCUGUUUUCUGAUUUAUUAUCACGAAAUUUUGCUUUAACCUGUGUUUUUGGUUUUGUUUUUCAUAAAAAGGCCAUGAAUAUAGAUAGAAUAGUGAUAUGAGUAAGGGAUAGGUUUAGUGUUUUUUAGUAGAAGUGGAAGUUACUGGGUUUUUCUAAAUUACUAUUAGAUUGUAACCUUUUAGAUUUUGUGUUGCACUCUGUGUUGUAUUAUCUCCUAAACAAAGCUCCUUAAAAUUAAUGUGUUCUUCAUGUUAAUAUGGCAGAGUUUGUAAAUUAAAUUAAAACUUAACUGGUAUGCCAGACAUUGAGCCAAAGGAAAGAAUAAGUUCUGUCUUUCCAGGUAUAUUAAGGUUAACACUUUCUCUAUGAUGUCUGUGUGUGACAGUCAUUAGACCAUGGCUUGCAAAUAUAUUUUGUGCCGGAGGUAAAUUGGAGGUCAUGCAGAUACUAGGAUUCUAAUUUAAGUGUGUAUACAGCAAUCUUUGUUUAUAGUGUAAAAUUCUUUAUAUUUUGUACAAAAAUUAAUUCUUUUGGUAAAAUAACCAUUUUCAGUUUGGUUUUGAACUUAGUCAAAAGAUUUUCCUUUAAAUGCCUGUUGCAAUUCUAGUCUAGUCUUUUGUACUUUCCUUCAGAAGAAAUGAAUUAAAGGGUACAGCCACAUAAAGUGGACUUUUUCCUAAUGGAUUGGGAAUAAAUGCUAAAUUUUA
Messenger RNA from Ochotona curzoniae (black-lipped pika), 4778 nucleotides. RefSeq names its product spastin (gene SPAST). Gene Ontology annotation, molecular function: ATP binding; microtubule severing ATPase activity; ATP hydrolysis activity. NCBI's taxonomy places the organism in Eukaryota, Metazoa, Chordata, Mammalia, Lagomorpha, Ochotonidae. The coding region runs from base 159 to 2012 and encodes 617 amino acids. Gene Ontology annotation, cellular component: microtubule cytoskeleton. The record is from RefSeq and is a predicted model, not a curated record. The transcript has 17 exons.